CUGGCGAGCGCGCGUGUAAUCUCGAAAGUUUCCGAGUGUGUACACUGCAUACAGGCGCGAUCGAGAGCGCGCUAGUACAGCAAGCAGAAGCGAGGAAAGCAGAAGCUAGCGCUGUUGCUCCGUGUGUUCGAGAUUUACGACGUCGCAUAAAUAUUCUGUUUGACAACUAUUGUUUUUACACAAGCAUUGCGUGCAUAGAAGGAAGAAAGUUCAAGACAGUUUUAGUGUGAUUUUGUGUGACGAAGGCGACGGGCAUUAUUUCCGCAGCGCAGGAGCCAGUAUAGGUGAAAGUGCGAGGUAGAGAGAGAGAGAGAGAGAGAGAGAGAGAGAGAGAGAGAGAGAGACGGAGAGAAAGCAAUGAUGGAGAUUAUCGAAGAUCUUCCGAGGAUGCGUCCGCUGUCUCCGAACAGCGCUGUCAUGCCAGAGCCCAAACGGCCCAAAACCGCGUACAUCGACGAGAGUGCGCUGGAGCGAGUGCGAAGAAUAAACAGUGGGGAAAAGGCGCGGGAGAUUCGAACGCGGAUUUUGAGGUUAUUUCUGCGCUCGCGCUCUCCCGAUGUAACUGACCUAAAGGCGUCUGCACCACGACGACGGUGGGGUUGAGAAAGAAAGAGAUAGAGAGAGAGAGAGAGAGAGAGAGAGAGAGAGAGAGAGAGAGAGAGAGAGAGACGGAAGAGUAUAGUAGCUACAGUAGCCGCCGCUGCUCUUUAUUUCCGAGCCGACGGCCCGGCCGUGCUGAGCUCCGGCCAUCAGCUGAUCGCUGAUAAAGAGGUGUUUUAAUUGAAAAGUGAGUUGGGCACAAGUCAUUAUGAAGAAUAAAAAGUGAGAUUAAAAUAAAUUCUGUCAAAGUUUACUGGCGAAACAAAAGAGUGCUAGAACACUGAAAAGCUCAAACAUGUUCCACACAUUGAUUGUACUUAACAUGAGAGCAAAACCAAUGUGACAAAACAAGACUCGGUGUGACUGUGAUAAUUUUAGUUAAACUUAAAACUGUGACAGUUCUUGUAAGAGAUACAAACAUAAGUGAAUACACGAGUGUGUUAUUGAUACACAUACCCAUCAAUAGUUCCAUGCGUAGUGUACGCAUAAGUUAGUCCAUGCUAGAAAGAAUAACUGCCAAAAAUAUGCUGAACCUCAAGAAGAUCUACAGCGACGAGCUGUUGCAGCUGGCUCUGCUGCUUUCGCUGCUGCGAGUAGAUCCUGACUCUUACCUGGGAUUGGACAUGCAAACCAUUGGAGUUGGUUCGCUGGACCUGAACAAUGGCUCAGGCUGGCACACCGACUCCCACACCAUUGUCCAUAGACCAGCCUUUGUCCAUCCCAAGAACCUAGACUCGAUGCUGCUGAACUACGAGAGAGACUUGAUCGAAGACUUGAAUUCCCUAGGGAGAUAUAAUAGAAUAAACACUGCGCCCAAUGACAUCCACGCCUACUUGUUAAACGUCGACGACAGGGCUGGUCCAAGCACCCCUGUUAUCACGGAUGCCACCCCUAGUACCAGGAAUGCCAGCUCACCGGAUGCACCUGAGUCCUCGCAAACCACCGAAGACACUCUGGGAGCUGCUGAACUCACUCAGGAGGACAUGGAUCUGAUCGAGGUUCUGUGGAAGCAGGACGUGGACUUGGGCUUCACGUUGGUGGACCAAACCCCGAAGACUGAUCCAGCUACUUCGUCGAAGAAAGAGUCGGAAGAUGAAAUCGAGAAGCUCAAGACUCUGGAGGCCAUCAACGCAUCCGAUGACAAGAAGGACCCGAAGAUCAAGGAGGAGCCGGCCAAGGAAGAGGACCCGUGGGCUGGACUGCCGUACACCGUUGACUUGGAAACUGGCGAGUACAUCCUAGACGAUUCGGCGCAGCAAGCCGCGCCAUCAGCCGAAGAAGCAGCGGCUCCGCGAGAGCAGCCGAAGGAGGACGAGGAGGAGCAGCUGUUGGGCGAGGCCGGCUUGGGCCUUGGCAGCGUCGACGAGCUCGUAGGCCUUGGCGAGAACUCGCUCGGCCUCAACGGUACCUUGGGCCUCGAGAAUGACUUCACCUCGGACCUGCUGGGCGACGACUGCUUGCUAGACGGCUGCUCGGCCGUCGACGGCUUUCUCAACAACGACUCGCUCGGUCUGCCCGACGGAUUCAACCUCGAGGAGGCACUUCAGCUCGUCGGCCUCGAUGAGGUCGAACUCGAGAAGAAGCCGGAAGUAAAGAAGAAGCGCGAGGAGGAUUCCGACGGCGCGCGCAGCGAGUCGCGCACCUCGACGUCCGAGAACGACGAGGACUGUUGCUGCUGCAACGGCUGCUGCCCCGAGGGAGCCGAGGCCGACAGCAUGAUUCACACGCCGCAGUACCACCACCCUCACCAUCCCCAUCAUCGCUCGUUUCAGAGUCGAGUGCCGUUCGUGCGCUCAGUGGGCAUGGACCAGCGCUGGCCGGACAUCGCACCCUUCUUUUCGGUGUCCGGCGCCGGCAACGGCGCCGCUGCCGCUGCCGCUUCAACCGAUCACUUUGCUCACCCGGUGGGCCACCAUCAUCACCAUCACCAUCACCACCAUCAUCCUAGCUACACGAGCCACGGGCCGGCUGGUGCCACGCAUCACGGACACUACGAGGCUCAAAGAAACGUACUCUUGCACAAUGCCACACUCGCGCCGCCCGUUGGCGACCUUAACUCCACUGGAACCUAUCACAAUGCUGGUGGUCCCUCGAACCUUGGCUCAGCGGUUGCCACGUCGAUGAAUUUGACCAACAGCAGCGAGCCCAUGGGCGCCGAUUCUAGCGGGGCUUACAAACCCGAACCCAGCGAUAUGAUUUACUAUCAGAACGCUAGCGCGGAUACCAUGAACCAGACCGAUAUAUUCAAUGCUCUGCUCGAUGACCCGCUUGGUUGGAACGAGGACUUGUCCUUCAACGUAAGCGACGGGCUGUACGGCGGAGCGUCGACGGCGACCGGGGCGCAGGCGACGCUGCCGGGCGUGCAGGCGGCGAACGCGAGCUCCGGAGCGGGCGGCGGCGUGGUGCCCGGCGCCGUGACGGACGAGCGCAUGGACGCCUCGAGCGACAGCGCCGUCAGCAGCAUGGGCAGCGAGCGCGUGCCCUCGAUCAGCGACGGCGAGUGGAUGGAGACCGGCUCCAACUCGAGCCACACGCAGGCCGACUCCCACUACUCCAUGGACUACAACGGGAAGUACCGGAUGCCCUACGACGCCUGCGGCUACACGCUGCCGAGCGGCCGAGGAGGCCAGCGCAGCAGCUGCCAGGAGGCCCGGGGCGGCCUGGCCCCCGUCGCCCAGAAGAAGCACCACAUGUUCGGCAAGCGCUGCUUCCAGGAGCAGGGCCCGAUGAGCGGCGCGGCCGGGGGCGCCGGCUCGCCCCUCGCCGGCCAGACCCACCAGGCCGCGACGACGCCCGGCAAGUACGACUACGAGGCCGCCCAGAGCGUGGCCGCCGGACCACCGGGUCAGGCGUACGCCGGGCCCAUCGAGGGCGCCGCCGGACCGCAGCCCGAGAUCAAGUACAGCUGCAGCCUCGACUUUACUCGACACCAGACCGCUCGCUCGAGCCUGGAACACGUGCAGCACAACCACACCUACCACCUACCGCCGGAGAGCUCGGGAGCCCUUCAGCGUCCCGUCUCGCGGGAUAAGAAAGGCCGUAAGAGCGACGGCGAGGAGCACUUGACGCGCGACGAGAAACGCGCGCGCGCUCUGAAUGUGCCCAUUGCCGUGAACGACAUCAUCAACCUGCCCAUGGACGAGUUCAACGAGCGGCUGAGCAAGUACGACCUGAGCGAGCCCCAGCUCUCGCUGAUCCGCGACAUCAGGCGUCGCGGCAAGAACAAGGUCGCUGCUCAGAACUGCCGCAAGCGCAAGCUCGACCAGAUUAACAGCCUCAGCGACGAGGUCAAGGAGAUGCGCAACCGCAAGAUGCGCCUGCUCAGCGACCGCAACUACAUGCUCCAGGAGGUGGCCCGCGUCAAGGAGAAGUUCGGCCAGCUCUACCGCCACAUCUUCCACUCGCUCCGCGAUCCCGAGGGUCGGCCCUACAACUCGUUGGAGUACAGCCUGCAGCAGUCGGCGACGGACGGCAGCAUCCUGCUGGUGCCGCGCUCGGGCAACAACCAGUCGAACGGACACUACACGCGCUCGACGAUGGACCCGUCGAAGCCCAACAAAGCCGACAGCCACCACCAGCCUCGCCAAGAUCACGAGUGAGCGAACGAAGCUGUCGUUGACGACGUUGUUGCUGCUGCUGCUGCUGCUGCUGCUGCUGCUGCUGCUGUUGUUGUUGUUGUGUUUGAAGCGUUUGCGAGCCCAUCAGAUAGAGAUGAAAAUCCGUGUAAAGGCGCUCGUCCCGGCACGGAGAGGUGCCAUCCGAACAAGGACGUGUCCGUCUCUAGACUGCCGAUACGACGCUCAUGAUUCCGCGACGACAUGCUCGCGGCUCUCGGUGCUCACGCGCACCGUAUCGGAGACAAAAAUCGGUUGAUGAAACAACGAAUAUUUCCUUCGACGAGCGCAGGAUCUCAGUGAUUUAUAAAUAUAUACAUACAUAUAUGUAUCCAAAACGUGUGAAUGUUAAUGUAUAAUACGGUCGGACCGUACUGUGCUGUUAGUUUUGGCGCUCCCGAAUUCGCUCGAUGCGCAUCGCAGAAAGAAGAGGGGACGCGGAUAUAAAUUUUCAUUAUUUCUGAAAAAAAA
Messenger RNA from Nasonia vitripennis (jewel wasp), 4685 nucleotides. RefSeq names its product segmentation protein cap'n'collar (gene cnc). Bases 1098 to 4199 code for a protein of 1033 amino acids. Lineage: Eukaryota; Metazoa; Arthropoda; Insecta; Hymenoptera; Pteromalidae. Gene Ontology annotation, cellular component: nucleus. Gene Ontology annotation, molecular function: DNA-binding transcription factor activity, RNA polymerase II-specific; RNA polymerase II cis-regulatory region sequence-specific DNA binding. The record is from RefSeq and is a predicted model, not a curated record. The transcript has 14 exons. Gene Ontology annotation, biological process: regulation of transcription by RNA polymerase II.